UGUGCAGAGCGGUCUCUGCUCAGAGAUGUCUGAAUAUGUCAAGAAUCACUUCAGCUGCCGCACGCUUUCAAACAGCACUCCAGCUCGUCUAGUGCCGCUACGAGGGAAGAGUUUCAUAUAUGCCGUUUAGCUUCAUAAGAUUAUGAGGGAUUCCUUUGCGAUUGCCGUGCGUAUCUUACGGAGCAUAGGGGUGAAGGAGGAACAGUUGGAGCGCUGUCCAGGGUCCUGAAGUCAAGAAGCCAGAGGUGCUGAAGACAGCACAGGCAUUCACAGAGGACUGUAUGUCUAUGCCAAUCAAGCCUUGAGAUGACUCGGGAAAGGCUGCGUUCUGUGGCUGUCUGGGGAUUCGUUGCGUGGGAAAUAGGAAUUCUGUUGAGUUUGGUGGUGUCAAAAAAACUAGAAAACCCUCAAGGAGGAACAGCAUCCAUGUCGUCACCCUCUGACUUCCUUGACAAGCUCAUGGGAAGAACCUCAGGUUAUGAUGCCAGAAUUAGGCCCAACUUUAAAGGUCCACCUGUGAAUGUAACAUGCAACAUAUUCAUUAACAGUUUUGGCUCCAUUGCAGAGACAACUAUGGAUUACAGAGUGAACAUAUUUCUCCGGCAGAAGUGGAACGACCCUCGGUUAGCUUACAGCGAGUACCCAGAUGACUCCCUGGACCUGGAUCCCUCAAUGUUAGACUCCAUUUGGAAGCCUGAUCUGUUCUUCGCUAAUGAGAAGGGAGCACACUUCCACGAGGUCACCACUGACAACAAGCUCUUGAGAAUAUUCAAAAAUGGAAAUGUCCUCUAUUCAAUCAGACUGACUCUGACACUCUCAUGUCCGAUGGAUCUGAAGAAUUUCCCCAUGGAUGUGCAGACGUGCAUAAUGCAGCUGGAGAGUUUUGGCUACACAAUGAACGACCUGAUCUUUGAGUGGCAAGAGAUGGAACCUGUACAGGUGGCCGAAGGUUUGACGCUUCCACAGUUCAUCCUCAAGGAGGAGACUGAUUUAAGAUACUGCACCAAGCACUAUAACACAGGCAAGUUCACAUGCAUUGAGGUACGUUUUCACCUGGAAAGACAGAUGGGCUACUACCUGAUCCAGAUGUACAUUCCCAGUCUGCUCAUCGUCAUCCUGUCCUGGGUCUCCUUCUGGAUUAACAUGGAUGCCGCUCCUGCCCGUGUCGCCCUGGGAAUCACCACAGUGCUCACAAUGACAACUCAGAGCUCUGGAUCCAGGACAUCCUUACCUAAGGUGUCUUACGUGAAGGCUAUUGAUAUCUGGAUGGCUGUGUGCUUGUUAUUUGUUUUUUCUGCCCUAUUGGAAUAUGCUGCAGUCAACUUUGUUUCACGGCAACACAAAGAACUCUUACGAUUCCGACGGAAAAGAAAGAAGUCCGGCAAGACUUUCGAUCAAACAUUUGAUGAGGAGCUUACCGAGUCAUUGCGUCGUAUCAAUGGCCUACGCAGUGCCGAGACAGUUUAUGGAUCAAUGGGCCAACUCAACGAAUUCAAUGACAGGAACCGCAGACUGACCGACUAUGUGUUGGAACCCACCGGGCACGCCCGCACCGGCUCAAGCUCCAACACAGAAAGGUUAGCACGUGGGACACAUCACAAAAGGACAGGUCCUCGUUCCGUGCUGCACACCAGUCAGGGAAGACUGACCAUUUAA
Messenger RNA from Sinocyclocheilus grahami, 1656 nucleotides. RefSeq names its product glycine receptor subunit alpha-3-like. Gene Ontology annotation, cellular component: plasma membrane. The record is from RefSeq and is a predicted model, not a curated record. Lineage: Eukaryota; Metazoa; Chordata; Actinopteri; Cypriniformes; Cyprinidae. Gene Ontology annotation, molecular function: transmitter-gated monoatomic ion channel activity; glycine binding; transmembrane signaling receptor activity. The coding region runs from base 307 to 1656 and encodes 449 amino acids. The transcript has 11 exons. Gene Ontology annotation, biological process: monoatomic ion transmembrane transport.